CGCGGGCCGCGCGCCCCCAGCUGCCCGAAGCGCGCGCCGGGAGCCUGGCAGUCGCGCAGACCGUGUCCCUGCCCCUCUAGGGGCGUCCUCCCAUGUUCCUGCACGGCCGCGACGCUCUUUCCCAGCAGCCGAGUGCCGGAGUGGGGCCGGGAAAGGGGACACAGGCCGUGCAGAGGCUGAGGGGCUGCGAAACGGCGUCCCUUCAGGCGACGCCGAGGGGGGAGGUGGGAACCCCCAGCAAGGGGCUGGGCGGGAGGAGACCGCGCGGGCGUCCUGGGGGACGGCCAGGCGCGGAGGGCGAGGCUGUUGAGAAGGUUCAGGGCAUUUCACCAGGACCGCGGGCGCCGUCCGUGAAUCAGGGGUCCCCUCGGGGCUCCAAGCAUUUGACUUGGGCAUUUCGCGGGUUUCCCAGCGCCAUCUAGCCUUGAAACCAACAAGACUGAAAAACGGCUCCAGCCAAAUGUUCUCUUCCCUCUAAGGAGAGAAACUGAGCGCGUCAGCUAGAGGGGACUCCAGAGGGCUGCUCCGGCCCUCAGUGGGUUGAAGGAGCAGAAGUUGACAGGGAGGCGGGAGUGGAAAGCGCCCACCUUGACCCUUGAAUGCCCCCUGUGUUUCUCUCUCUGCUGAGUGGGUUUGGCCGCGCUGACCACCCGGGAGGAGGAGGGACGGACGACGUUCGGCGAGCUCCGACCGUGCCGCCUUCAUGUGGCCGCUGACGGGGACCCAGGAGGGAACCAGCAUGAGGCGAAGCCUCUCCUCCCUCCUCGCCUCCCAGGUGCCGGAGCUGGCAAUGUGGAGACGUGAGGGGACCCGCGGCUGACCCCGGGUUCUCCAGGACUCCACGAGGAACCCAGGCGGUCCUCCGCGCCCGGGGCAGGAGAGAGUGGCGCGGGGGUCCGAGGCAGGCGCCCGGGAAGAGCCCCAGCCUCGCCAUGGGGCAUAACGGCAGCUGGAUCUACCGAAACGCCAGCGAGCCGCGCAACGCGUCGGGCGCUGAGACUGCUGAUGCCAACCGCAGCGCGCUCGGGGAGUUUGGCGAGGCGCAGCUGUACCGCCAGUUCACCACCACCGUGCAGGUCGUCAUCUUCAUAGGCUCGCUGCUCGGAAACUUCAUGGUGUUAUGGUCAACUUGCCGCACAACCGUGUUCAAAUCUGUCACCAACAGGUUCAUUAAAAACCUGGCCUGCUCGGGGAUUUGUGCCAGCCUGGUCUGUGUGCCAUUUGACAUCAUCCUCAGCACCAGUCCUCACUGCUGUUGGUGGAUCUACACCAUGCUCUUCUGCAAGGUCGUCAAGUUUUUGCACAAAGUUUUCUGCUCUGUGACUAUCCUCAGCUUCCCUGCCAUUGCCUUGGACAGGUAUUACUCCGUCCUCUAUCCGCUGGAGAGAAAAAUAUCUGAUGCCAAGUCCCGAGAACUAGUGAUCUACAUCUGGGGCCAUGCAGUGGUGGCCAGCAUCCCUGUGUUCGCGGUGACCAAUGUGGCCGACAUCUAUGCCAUGUCCACCUGCACCGAAGUCUGGAGCAACUCCUUGGGCCACCUGGUCUACGUUCUGGUCUAUAACAUCACCACGGUCAUUGUGCCCGUGGUGGUGGUGUUCCUCUUCUUGAUACUGAUCCGACGGGCCCUAAGUGCCAGCCAGAAAAAGAAGGUCAUCAUAGCAGCCCUCCGGACCCCACAGAACACCAUCUCCAUCCCCUACGCCUCCCCGAGGGAGGCUGAGCUGCACGCCACCCUGCUGUCUAUGGUGAUGGUCUUCAUCUUAUGUAGCGUGCCCUACGCCACCCUGGUUGUCUACCAGACUGUGCUCAAUGUCCCAGAUACUUCCGUCUUCUUGUUGCUCACAGCCAUUUGGCUGCCCAAAGUCUCUCUGCUGGCGAACCCUGUGCUCUUUCUUACUGUGAACAGAUCCGUCCGCAAGUGCUUGGUGGGGACCUUGGUACAACUGCACCAUCGGUACAGUCGCCGAAAUGUGGUCAGCACAGGGAGCGAGGUGGCUGAUGCCAGCCUGGAGCCCAGCAUGCGUUCAGGCAGCCAGCUCCUGGAGAUGUUCCACAUCGGGCAGCAGCAGAUAUUUAAGCCCACGGAGGAUGAGGAAGAGAGCGAAACCAAGUACGCUGGCUCAGCUGACCUCCAGGCUAAGGAGCUACUCACCCCCUGCCUGGAGGCAGAGCAGGGGCCAGAGUUUGCAUCCCCCGCCCCACCCCCAGGUACAGUGGACUCUGUAUCCCAGGUGGCACCAGCAGUCCCCGUGGAACCCGAGACAUUCCCUGCCAAGUAUUCCCUGCAGUUUGGCUUUGGGCCUUUUGAGCUGCCUCCCCAGUGGCUCUCAGAGACCCGAAACAGCAAGAAGAGGCUGCUUCCCCCCUUGGGCAACACCCCAGAAGAGCUAAUCCAGACAAAGAUGCCCAAGGUAGGCAGGGUGGAGCGGAAGAUGAGCAGAAACAAUAAAGUGAGCAUUUUCCCCAAGGUGGACUCCUAGCAAGGCUUGUAAAUCCCUGGAAGUAACAGUGCAUCCACAUUCCUGCCCUCACAUCCCUCGGCCCUGUGAUUUGUAUGAUCUCAUUGCAACCCAGUAUGGGCUGACGCUCCUAUAUGGGCUGAAUGCUUUUGAAUGAGAGGGAAAUCUAUAUCCAAUCAAAUGUCCUCUUUAUUGAGGGCGUAAAUAUAUAUACAUAUAUUUAUUUAUUUAUUUCAUGGUCCAUGUCCUUAUUAAAGUCCACGUUCCUCUCUGUGGAGACAAGAGCUAGGUAGUGGGGACUAGGUUUUGGGUAGGUACUCUGUGUGCAUGUCUGGGGCUAUGUCAGUUCCAGGACCCUGCAGAGAAUACAUGGAGAGAAGAGCAUCCCUGGGCUCAAAGGGAGCAGAGGCCUUUUAAGGGAAACCCAAUAUAAUGAUGGAGCCAUGUGGUAACAAAGAAAAUGCCUAUUUGAUUGGCUUUAAAAAUGACAAAUAUUUAAAAUGUUUUGUAUUUAUCUGUAUCUCCAGGGAAGAUAGGGCCAGGGCAUUUGACACUGUUUCUCUGGAAGUCCUAAUCAUGUGACUGACAGUUUCUCCUGAUGCCCUUGAUUUCCUUUGCUGGGAUGUAGGUGAGAGAUGAAUGACUAUUGCACCCCUUUUGACAAACAUGGCAGUGGAUGUGCCCAGGGAUAAGGGAGAUAUUCUGUCCUUGAUUAUCCUGACAUUCUCUUGACAUCACUAAGGCCUCAGAAAGAUAUGUUUGCAGUGUUGGUUGAAAAACACUGCAAGCUCUUUACCAUGUCUUUCCCCCUUAAGUUGUGUCCCCCCCCCCCCAAAUGAGAGAAAAUCUUAGAGGUGGAGGAGAAAGUCUAAGAAAUAUCCACAUUCUAGUCUUUUCUCUUCCCACAUGAUCUCAUGUGAAAGGUUCUGUGCAGCAAUCAGUAGGAAUAAAGUAUACUGAAAAAGAUUAUCUUGUGCAAACUUCUGGAAUUAAAAGGCUAUUUAAAAAAGCAAAGUUAUAAUGUAAACGGGUCCUCUGGAAACAUCAAGCUAAAAAAACUUGAAUAGGAAAGGUGAUUCUGCCCUCCAAAAUAAGAAAAGUUGGUUCCCCUCCAAAGAGAACAAGAGGACUGCAGAACUGGGCAUUGCCAGUCUCACUUUCAGUCUGUGCAUCUGUGGUUCUGCCUUCAUUUGGGGCACAAAAGAGGGACACAACACGAAGAAGGAAUUCGUCGUUGUAAAAUGCCAAGGCAACGCCUAGCCCAGGUGAGCUCUCCACUUCCUCCUUCCCAGGGAAGCUGUAGCAGGAGCUGGACAGGAUAGAAGAGGGAGGACAGUGUCCUCAACCUAUCAGUCCCAGGGGGGCUCUUACAAGCGAUUGAAGUCCACUUUGGGGUGAGUUUGACCAAGCUGAACUCAAACCACAAACAACAUUUAACUCUACAUGAGAGUGGAUCAAGUUCUUCUCUGCGGGGUGUUUUGUUCUUGUCAGUGGUAUGUAAGGGAGCCAGUCUGGUGCCUUGAGUCAGCUUAAAGGGACGUGGGCAUUUUCAGCUGCAAACUCCACAUCCCAGAGGCGGUGGUCCUCACUGAUCUUCUCCUUUAACCACACUGACCCUUGUCCCUUGGAGAAAGGUCAGACUAUGUGUAGGGAGUUACCUUUUCCUGUCCUCUUCUGAGUGUGCUGUCUUGUGCUUCCUGACUAUGAACCCGAAGACCCUUCCCCCGAGGAGGGAGUACCUUCCUCUGUGCUUGUCUUCUCGGAACAGUGUGCGCUCACAGUGGAAACAGGGGACUGCCACCACCUCUCUCCAGGGCCCCUGUUCUUUGUGCAUGCCAUCUGUAGCUCCUCGUCCUGAUACUUCACCUUGUGGCUGUUCAAGCUCAUCUUUCCAAACCUUCACAGUCGUUACAGCUUUCCUCCAGGGGAAACAUCAGCUGUCAGAAAACUGUGUCCACUUUAGAAGAAUCUGUCAAAUGUAGCCACUUUGGUGUCCUUCUGAUAAUGUGUGUGCACAUCUUAAUAAAUUCUGGUGAGCCAGAAUUUGGUAGAUAUUUCUUAUGUAUGUUCGAAGCAGAUGGUUGACUUCUAACAGGUCAUGGUCAGGCGUAUUUCUAUACUCUUUGAAGAAUUAUGUUUUAAUAAAAAAUUGAGAAGUUUCUGAACUCAAAAAA
Molecule: messenger RNA, 4633 nt
Organism: Vicugna pacos (alpaca)
Lineage: Eukaryota; Metazoa; Chordata; Mammalia; Artiodactyla; Camelidae
Gene: GPR176
Product: G protein-coupled receptor 176
Biological process (GO): G protein-coupled receptor signaling pathway
Cellular component (GO): plasma membrane
Molecular function (GO): G protein-coupled receptor activity
Source: RefSeq, a predicted model, not a curated record